AUGUUCCUGCAGGCGUUCGGCAUCUCUUUCACGGCAGUGGGUGCUGCAGAGAAGCAGCCAGAGUACAGGAGGGUGAUUCAGGCCAACCAUGGUUCCCGCCUGCAGCACUUGUAUGAGACUUUGGAGGAUAUGCUAGAGGAGAAUGCAUGUACCAAGCACCCAGAUUGCGAGCAUUGCCGAAUUGAUGCACAGGGAGGCAUCAGCUUGGCACUCACUGGCAGCCCCUGCAAUCCCUUCUCUAGGCAACGAGCAAAACGGUUUCGGGACGAGUCAGUGCUAAAACACCUUAUGACAGAGACCACUAUGUCUGGCGUUGUUGGGCUCUUUCGAAAGUGGGAGCCUCGUGCAGCUAUCAUGGAGCAAGUCCGUGGUUUCGACAUGAAGACCAGCCAGUCAGAUUUGGAAACACCGGUCACGAAGUUUCUGAAGAUCAUGGCCGCCCAGACCUGGAAACACGGUGGAUAUUGGGUUGCCAAGCUGUAUCUGGAUGCAACUGAUUGGAUCCAGAUCAGCCGCCCAAGGACCGCCGUUACGUACUGCAGGGAUGGAUAG
Molecule: messenger RNA, 552 nt
Organism: Symbiodinium sp. CCMP2456
Lineage: Eukaryota; Dinophyceae; Suessiales; Symbiodiniaceae
Source: the annotation of a GenBank genome assembly